UACUAGUUUUUUACUAGUUGCGCGGCAGCCGGAAAUUGGGCGUUUAUUUUUUUGUGAAACUGCACCCGUAACUAGCUAUGCGAUAUGCGAAAACUCCCAUUUCCUGCACAUGACCUCUUGCAUAUCAGUAUCCGGCGGAACGUUAUUCUGUUUGGCCGCAGGGUGGCAGUAAUGUACAAGGAAUGGCAGUAAUGCACAAGGAACGGCACUAAAAUUAACAAUGGUGGCAAGAUUAGAAGCCGUGUCAUCAAUUGGCGGGGCGAUUUACGCGUGAAGGUAUAUUUACUGUGAGGUAAAUGAAACCAAAUUAAUUAUUUGGGGUUACAGGUCACCUACCAUCGGUUUCUACGCCCCUGCACAUAAAGAAACAUGCCAAACGGAACUCUAUCGUAACUAUACCCUCAGAAGUGAACUUCGCGAAUAUUUCGUAUGACCGAGCAACACGGAUGGGAUCAUGGUGACCGACAGAUCCAUCUGCCUCCCGUAACAUGCCACCAUCAGGGCGAGCCCAUGAUUUACGCCGACACUACACUUUGCUGUAAACGUUUUAUUCAAGCGGAGCAGGAUAAAGAGGCGGUGAUAGCAAAUAUGCACCCUGUUCCCAUGUCGGUUAAAACACAGUAUCAAAACCAGACCAGAGAACGUGGAUUAAAGUAAUAUGCAUGUAUUAAACUGAACCGUUAUUGGUUCAUGUAUAUGUGAAUAAUCUGCUUGAUGUUUACAGCUGGAUCUAAGUAACAUUAUUUCGCAGUAGAAACUCCGCAGUUGAGAAACAACGGUCUACUAUGACUCAACUUCCCUACAAUACAGUCGAGCUACUGUGGCUCCUCCUUACCAUCUAACCAUUUUUAGCUCGUAAUUUAGGGUGAAGGCAGUAAACUGAUAGCUGCACUUGAUAGGAGGUUCCGUCUCGACACAAUGUCUGCGUUUAUCCUUAUUGUUGGAGUGGCUAUAGGGGUGUAUAUUUUCUUGUAUAAUGCUUUCGUCCGGGGAGCACGGUGCCGAAGCAAAGUUAAGCUGCAUGGGAAGACUGUUAUAAUCACGGGUAGCAACACCGGCAUCGGGAAAACUACGGCGGUGGAUCUGGCGAAGAGGGGGGCACGGGUGAUUCUAGCGUGCCGUGAUCAGCAGAGAGCAGAAUCGGCUCUCCGUGACAUUACAGCGGUAAGACAAAUAACCCAGAAGGAUUUAUGCGGUUUGGUUAUAAUUCGGCCUUGUCGCGAACUUAACCUGAUAUGCUGCCUGGACCGCCAGGAGAGCGGGAGCAGAGAGGUGGUGUACAUGCAGCUGGAUCUGGGUAGCUUGGAGUCGGUGCGCGCCUUCGCGGAGAACUUCCUGAAGAGCGAGCGCAGGCUGGACCUGCUCAUCAACAACGCAGGAAUUGUCAAGCAAGGGAGGACAAAGGAUGGCCUGGGAAUGAUGCUGGGUGUCAAUCACAUUGGCCACUUCCUGCUGACGAACUUGUUGCUGGAUCGACUGAAGCAGUGCCAACCCAGCCGUGUGAUAAACGUGUCGUCCGCAGCCCAUAGUUUUGGGAGCGUUGAUUUUGAAGCCCUGAGUGCCCACAAGGCUCUGGGUGUCGGCACAUCUAACAUGGCCGUGUUUAGAGUGUACUCUGACAGCAAGCUGUGUAAUGUGCUCUUUACCCAUGAACUAGCUAAAAGGCUAGAGGGCACCAACGUCACGUGUUACAGCUUGCACCCGGGUGCAAUCAACUCGGAGCUGUCACGUUAUUCCAGUCCCUUCUUAAAGGUCCUGCUCAUGCCUAUAACCCUGCUCUUCUUCAAAGACACAAAGGCAGGGGCCCAGACCACCCUGCACUGCGCCCUGCAGGAGGACCUCGAGCCCCUGAGCGGCCGCUACUUCUCAAACUGUGCCAUGAAGAAAGUCGGCGCCAAGGCGCGGGACGACGCUGUGGCCAGGAAGCUGUGGGAAGUGAGCGAGAGGCUUUGUGGUCUGUCCUGAGGGCCCACUCGACAGCGGGUCCUUCAGCAUGGAGAGAUGAGCUGACAGAUGGAGAUGCAAACAGAAAGAACACUGGGGCCUGUUUAAGAAAGUGGGAUUUCUUGCUUAGCCAGAUAACUUGUCAGAUUUAAGGUAGUCUGGGCUAAAUGGACUUUCUUCACUUACAUUUACCCCAGACUACCUUAAAUUCAACAAGAUAUCUGGUUAAGCAAGAAAUCCUGCUUCAUGAAACAGGCCUCAGGAGAUGUGCUUCAACAUUCCUUUAACCCUCAAUGUAAUUUAGACUUAAUAUGUAUUAAUGGGCUUUAAAUAAGUGUUUAUUUGGAAGCACAAUUACUGUUCAUUUUAAUUACUGAAAUAUUGCUUAAUUGAAAAUAUCCAUGUCUUACUAAGGUGUUGGCACAAGCCUUCUUAAAACAUAAAAAAAUAAAACAUUAUCAUUCACAACUACA
Messenger RNA from Paramormyrops kingsleyae, 2417 nucleotides. RefSeq names its product dehydrogenase/reductase SDR family member 13-like. NCBI's taxonomy places the organism in Eukaryota, Metazoa, Chordata, Actinopteri, Osteoglossiformes, Mormyridae. The record is from RefSeq and is a predicted model, not a curated record.